AUGCAAAUGGACCUGCAACCUAAUCUGCAACUUGCAUUGUGCUCUCGGCCGCGAUCGGAGUCGGAUGCGCCCCCGGGGACUUCUCGGCGCGAAAUGAAACUCGUUCUCGCCUGCCGCGGACCCGCUGUCAACCAGGUCGUUGCAGCCCUGUCCUCCGGCCUCGCCUUCGCAGGAGUGAUGUCCCCGUGGGCCUUCCCCUCCGUCGCCCUGGGUCAGCUCACGGAGGAGGGGUCAGGGGUCCACCUCACGCGGGGUCAGCAGGAGUGGUUCACAAACCUGCCUUUGUUCCUGCUGAUUCCCGGCUCGGUGGCGGGCGGCGCGCUGGCGGAGCUGCUCGGGCCCCGGACUCUGCUGCUCCUGCUGACUCCCCUGCUGACUGCUGCCAUGGCGGCCAUGCACUUCGUGUCCUACAGGCAGGUGCAGGACGCGGGGUUGGCGGAGCUCCUGCUGCUGGCGACGCGGGUCCUGCAGGGGGCGUCGGCGGCGCUGAUGAACCCCAUCGUGUCCGUGUACCUGUGCGAGGUGGCGGAGGAGCGCUUCCGGGGGACGCUGGCCAGCCUGGUGGACGCCUGGGGGACCUUCGGCUUCCUGCUGACGUACAUCAUGGGGAGUUUUUUGGCGUGGCACUCCCUGGCACUCGUCCUGCCCGCCUGCUUGCUCGUGCCAGCCUUCCUCGGGCUCUUGGCGUCCCAGGAGUCCCCUUUGUGGCUGGCAAGGAAGGGGAAGGAGAAGGAGGCGCUGCGCGCGUUCGAGAUGCUGCGCAGCUCUCCGGAGGACAUGGCGAAGGAGUUCGACAGCGCGACAGCGUCCGAGGAGGGUGCGUCCUGCUGGGAGACGGCGAGGAUGCUCGUCAGGAAGUCCCACCUCGUGCCGAUCGCCGUCUCCAUGUUCCUCCUGCAGGCCAAGGAGCUCUCCGGGAACAACGCCGUCCUCAUCUACAUGCCACAGAUCUUCCAGCUGGCGGGCGUCGGCAUGCCCCCCAGCACCAGCAGCAUCGUUGUCAUGGCGACGCGCCUCGGCUGCAACUUCGUCGGGUCGGCGCUGCUGCAUCGCCUGCCGAGGAAGUACCUCAUGCUGGCCGGCGCCGCCCUCAGCACCGCCGCCACCAGCGCCCUCGGCGCGUUCUUCUUCGUGCAGGGACGCGGCGACGACGUGGCCCUCCUCAGCUGGCUCCCGAUGACGGCGCUGCUGGCGUUCACGGUGGGCGUGUCCGUGGGCGUGGGCCCCGCGUCGUGGCUGGUGGCCGCCGAGAUCCUCCCACACCGCGUCCGCAGCCUCGGCUUCGGCAUCGGCGUCACAGGAUACUCGCUGGCCUCCUUCCUCGUCUCGAUGACGUUCGAACGCGUGCGCGGGGCGUGGGGCUCCCACGGCCUCUUCUGGUCCUACUCGGCCGGAUGCGUCGUCUACGCCCUCCACGUCCUCCUGGCCGUCCCGGAGACGCGCGGACGCUCGCUGGCCGAGAUCGAGGACGCCUGGGGACGCCGCUCGAGCGCCCGGACGCGAGGCGCGUGCGAGGCGGCGCCCGCGUGAGAGGCCGCCACGGGCGCCGCGCCACCGCCCUUCCUCCUCCUUCCGUCGCCUUCACCCGCUGGCCAUCGCUCCCUUGCCUCCUUUACUCUGUACAACACUCUUACCCAAAGAUAUGAUAACGAUGAUAAUAAUUAAUAAUAAUCGCUUUAAAUCAGUCCUACACCUGAUAUCCACAACUUGCAAGCCCAGUCGAGUCACACACCUUCGUGAGCAGCGCUUUUAUUCGCCCCAGCGCCUCCCGCCUCAGGGAAAGGAAAAACAAGGUCGGGCAACUCAAAAGGAAACCUCCCAUUCGUAGAUUUUCUUUUAAUCUCUAAUGAAACUUAUGAUCUACGUUUACAUGUAUUUGAUAUAAAAAAAAUAUUUCUUUUGUUUUGCACCACUUUGUUGUUAUUAUUACUAUUAUUAUCGUCAUUAUCAUUACUAUCAUUGUAUUUUUUUUGUUAUGAUUAUGAUUGUCAUUAGCAUUAUUAUUAUUAUUAUUAUUAUUAUUAUUAUUAUUACUAUUAUGAUUACUAUUAUUAUUACUAUUAUUAUUGCUAUUAUCAUUGCUAUUAUUACUACUAUUAUUAUUACUAUUAUCAUUAUUAUUAUUAUUACUAUUGCUAUUACUAGUACUAUUAUUAUCAUUAUUAUUAUAAUUGAUAUUAUUAUUAUUAUUAUUAUCAUCAUUAUCAUUAUUAUCAUUAUUAUUAUCUUUAUUAUUACCACCAUUAUCAUUAUUAUUAUCAGCAUUAUUAUCAUUUAUUAUUAUUAUCACCAUUAUCAUUACUAUUAUUAUCACCAUUAUAAUUAUUAUUGUUUAUUAUUAUUAUUGUUACUACUUUUUUAUCAAAAGAGCCUUAACGAAUCAUAAUUCUCCAGUCAUAUAUUUAAAAAAACAAUGAUUUAAGUGUUAUCUUAUAUAUAUUGUCUGAGGUUUCCCGCUAUUUUCUAUAUCAGUAUUUCAUAUGUAAAUAUUUCCAAUUAUCAUGAGCUAACCUCUUGUUCUUUUGUUUAUAUCCUCUGGGUAAUAGAUUGCGUCAAGGGGAAAAUAGAAAUUCAAUAUUUUCUUCAAUAUAUAUUUUAUCAUAUAUAUGCACACCACAAAUCAUAAUUGCACAUCAAAAAGAAAUAGAAAAGAUCCAGUAAGCACUAAUCCAGCCCGGGGUCAAGCGGCCCGGGGUCACGCGGCCCAGGGUACUGUGGACCGGGAUCUUCUAGCCCAGGGUAAACAGCCCAGGGUACGUAUCCAGAGUAUCCAGAGUAAGCAGCUAGAGUGUUAUGCAGCCAGAAUAUGUGAUGUAGCCAGAGGAUACAGGCACGGCUUGCAGACAGGUAAUGCGGCCUGGGAUUUUCCACCUUAUAUCAAAUUUAAGAAGGCUGAAACAAAAACGCAUUUGAAAUAAAUAAUAAAAUCACUUGUAGUGUUACUAAAGCACUUCAGUUUCAUGUUACGUCACUUCAUUUUCACUCACAAUUUUCACAAAUAAACAUAUACAUAGUAUAGAAGCCUGCUUACAAUGUUUAUCGGUGUGGAGUUCGGAGCAAAGUGGCUGAUCAUAUAACGGCGACCACCGACCAUGGCUUUCUUCAUGUUCGAAGCAAGGGGAAUGGGUCGUCCGGGUAAACCAAAUGGUUCGCUCACGCACACAAGCAUGCACGCACUCCCAUACUUCGCACACAAGACAAAGUGCUAAGGGAAACCAUCACCAAACCCUGUACAUAUAUGCAUGCACAGAUACAUACAUGUUUAACACCCACAUACAUAUAUAUAUAUAUUCAUACAUACAUGUGUGUAUUAGGUAUUAGUAUGGUGUUACGAUCUAGAUUGUAAAAAAAAAUAUAUUAGUGAUGACAAAGGGUGUGUAUUGCUUAAUUGAGCGAUCACUGUGAUAUUAAUUUUUUGUUUUACUUUUGAGAAAAUAUUUGGUAAACAUAUCUUAUAAAAGACGUCUAUGUUGCUCUUGCCAGUGAUAUUUUAUCAUUAUUAUUAUUCUGUAUUCAUUAUUAGAAACAUUUUCUAGUCAUGCCAUUGAAAAUUAAUAUGUUUCAUUCUCAGAUAUAUGUAAAGAUCUUUAAUGACAAUGAAUAGCAUAAUGACAGUAUUGAGGAUUUUAUUGUAUCAGAGAUCAGGUGAACAGAUAAAUUUCUACGUUAAUACAGAAAAAAAUAUAUGGAAAAUACAAUGUACAUUGCAGGGAAAAAAACAGCAACAAAAAAUAAAAUGUAUUGUGAAUCC
Penaeus indicus is the source of this 3751-nucleotide messenger RNA. Its product is annotated as facilitated trehalose transporter Tret1-2 homolog. The transcript is spliced from 4 exons. NCBI's taxonomy places the organism in Eukaryota, Metazoa, Arthropoda, Malacostraca, Decapoda, Penaeidae. Gene Ontology annotation, cellular component: membrane. Gene Ontology annotation, molecular function: transmembrane transporter activity. The record is from RefSeq and is a predicted model, not a curated record. Gene Ontology annotation, biological process: transmembrane transport. The coding region runs from base 1 to 1530 and encodes 509 amino acids.